CUGAGCCAACAAACAAACGACUGCCACUCAACGAUGAAAAGAGGCGGCAGAAGAGGAAAAUCACACCAAAAAAACACCGACGAAAACUGGAGAUUGAAACCUGCUUAUGAUCAUCAACAAAUUCAAUCCGGUCCUGGAUCUUCAACGCAGCCUUCCACAUCUUCAGCCUCUACAAAUCCCAGGUGGGUGUCAACAUAUGUCAAGAAACAUGAUCUGGGUUCAUUCAAUUUUGACCAGAAUCAAGAGGAUAAAGAAAUAGCAGAAAAGGAUGAGAAGAAGGUGGAAUUGAGUGGGGAAUUUGAUGGAAAUAAGGAUGAUGUUGCUGAAGAAGAAGAAGAAGAUGAGGGUGAUGUUGUGAAAAGAUUAGAAAAGUUGAGGUUGUUUGGUGAAGAACCGGAUUUGUCGGAGGAGUUAAUUAGACAAAAUGAUCAGUUGCAAGAGGAUGAGGUAUUGGCUAUGGAAUCCAUUUACGGAGAGAACAUGUUUAUUCUUGACAACCAUAAUGGACUGCGAUCUUUUCAGAUUCAUAUCCACAUUGAAACUCCUGAAGAACUAACCAUCUCGACAAAGCUAAAUUCCUCUACGGAUACCAAUAAUUCAGAAGGUUUUUCAUACUCCUUUGAAGUCAAAUAUACCCCACCGAUAAUUUUGACUUGUGUGUUACCCAAAUCAUACCCAACGCAUCUCCCUCCGUAUUUUACAAUCUCUGUACAAUGGCUGGAUACUUCAAAAAUUUCAAGUUUGUGUUCAAUGUUGGAUUCGAUAUGGAAUGAACAACAGGGGCAAGAAGUUAUAUACUCGUGGGCUGAAUGGUUGCAUAGUUCUGCUAUUUCUUUUCUUGGAUUUGAUAAAGAAAUAGUUCUUGGCCCGUACGGUGUGAAACACCAAGGGGACCCGCGUGCACUUUCGGGAUGUGUCUCCCCUGAUGUUGAUGUUCCGUCGUUGAAGAGUUAUAAUGAAGAACAGCGGCUUGAAAAUUUUCUCAAGACCUUGCAAGAAUGUUGCAUCUGCUUUGGUGAAUUUGCAGGUGCUGAAUUUAUAAGAUUGCCAUGUCAGCAUUUCUUCUGUGAGAAAUGCAUGAAAACCUACACAGAUGUUCAUAUACAAGACGGUACCGUGAAUAAGCUUUCUUGCCCCAUUCCAAAAUGCGGGGGCGUGAUUCCACCCGGUCUUUUGAAGCGAUUACUUGGCGACGAAGAUUUUGAAAAAUGGGAAUCACUUACAUUACAAAAGACACUCGAGUCAAUGUCCGAUGUGGUCUAUUGUCCAAGAUGUGAAACACCGUGCAUAGAAGAUGAAGACCAAGAUGCUCAAUGCUCGAAAUGCUUCUUUAGUUUUUGCACACUUUGCAGGGAAAAACGCCAUGUUGGCAUCAUGUGUCUUACACCAGAAAUGAAGCUCAGUAUACUGCAGGCGAGACAAUCGUCAACUCAAAUGAAAGAUAAACAAAGGCAACGUGAACAAGAAAUGAUACAUGAGCUUCUUAGUGUGAGAGAGAUCCUUCGUGAUGCAAAACAAUGCCCCUCUUGUAAAAUGGCCAUUUCUAAAACCGAAGGUUGUAAUAAAAUGGUCUGUCAAAAUUGUGGCAAGUACUUUUGCUAUCGUUGUAACAAGGUCAUAGACGGAUAUGAUCAUUUCAGGGAUGGAGCUUGUGAACUUUUUCCACAAGAAGAUAUUCGAAACUGGGAGGAACGGAUGAACCAUCGACAAGUAUUAGGCCAGGUUCAAGUUCAGCUGUUUGGUGAUCAUGGUCAUACAUGCCCUCAAUGUGGUCAAAUCAAUGUGAAGGUUGGGAACAACAAUCACAUAUUUUGCUGGGCUUGUCAAAGCCACUACUGUUACUUGUGUAGAAAGAUUGUUAGGCGCGGCUCACAACACUUUGGUCCAAAAGGUUGCAAACAACACACAGUCGGAUAGCGAUAAAGAAGUUCACCGAUUCAUUCUUUUGUUUUCUAGAUUUUGUGUUGUUUGUUGUUUGUUAUUUGUUAAUCUAGCUUUGAUACUCCAAGGUGAAAGUGCGAAACAAGGGUCGAGUGAAGGUUCGUUACAUUACAUUAGUACUAUUGGAUCACAUGAUUUAUUAUAAUAUUUGAUUAAUUUCCUAUUGAU
Messenger RNA from Helianthus annuus (common sunflower), 2109 nucleotides. Its product is annotated as E3 ubiquitin-protein ligase RNF14. Gene Ontology annotation, cellular component: ubiquitin ligase complex; cytoplasm. Lineage: Eukaryota; Viridiplantae; Streptophyta; Magnoliopsida; Asterales; Asteraceae. Gene Ontology annotation, molecular function: ubiquitin protein ligase activity; zinc ion binding; ubiquitin conjugating enzyme binding. The transcript has 7 exons. The coding region runs from base 34 to 1917 and encodes 627 amino acids. Gene Ontology annotation, biological process: ubiquitin-dependent protein catabolic process; positive regulation of proteasomal ubiquitin-dependent protein catabolic process; protein polyubiquitination. The record is from RefSeq and is a predicted model, not a curated record.